Messenger RNA from Syngnathoides biaculeatus (alligator pipefish), 2050 nucleotides. RefSeq lists its product as uncharacterized. Lineage: Eukaryota; Metazoa; Chordata; Actinopteri; Syngnathiformes; Syngnathidae. The coding region runs from base 256 to 546 and encodes 96 amino acids. The record is from RefSeq and is a predicted model, not a curated record. The transcript is spliced from 2 exons.
GGACCGCAAAGGGGACGAGCAUUAGCCGCUUAGCGAGCGAGCGAGCGAGCGAAGCUGCUCGAACGCGCCGCUCGUCGUCGCACGUUUGGCCCAAUCCGGAAGGUUCGCUCGCCUCCGAACUCCCGCGACUCAAGUUAAGCGAAGCGGCUCCGAAAAUGGCGACAAAGUGCCUGAAAGGGCCUCGGCUACCGACCGGUUAGCCGUUAGCAUCCGCCAUUAGUCGUGGACUUGUUUCUAUUUUUAUUAUUUUUGGUCAUGUCGUCCCCGAGUGGAGACGACGACGACGUCGCCGGUCGCGGUGGACCCGGGCCGCUGGCUUCCAAGGCGCUGUCCGAGGCGUUCGCCCGUCUGCGCUACCUGGACACGUCGCUGCUGGUGUGGCGGCGGCAGCAGCAGCAGCAGCAGCAGCGCCAGCGGCCGUCGUCGUACCUGAGCCGCAGCCAGUCGGCCUGGUACAGCAGCUACGGGAACGGCGCCGUCGUGGUCCCCGACAAGAGCUGCCUGGAGGAGCACCGGGGACGCUCCCGGGUCUGCGCGCUCAUGUAGCGGCCAAUUUUCCACGCAGUCGACCGACUUCCGCAAACUGGCCCGCCCUCAGACGACUCCAGGAACCAAAGGGAACGGCGGACCUGCCUCACAGUUGGGGUCGCCGGUUCAAAUCCGGCUCGGCCCGUGCGCCUGCGCGGAUUUCCCCUCACGACCCGGGUUAGGACAAGCACUGAGGAAAAUGGAUGGCUGGCUACGUGAAUUCAUGUUAAUAUUUUUGUAAAGUUGACGAAGGGUCGCCCACUAAACGGUCUUUUGCUUCCAAAAGUCGCAACAAAUCUCUAAAAGGGGCUUCUCCAAAACCGGGUCGCUCGCACAGCACUUGAUCCCGACCUGAGGGCGCAGCGCUCGUUCCCAGAACGUGAAUUGUAGCUUAUGAAACAUUUGAAUAUGAGGUGGCCUUUGAUCCUCCGAUUCGGCCAGGGCAGCGCACCUGGGCGAACGGAUCACGUUCACGGAGGACGCAUUUUGUCCCAAAUCCCGUCAAACAGGUGACGAAGGGGCUCCCCUUUCUCGGACUUGUCACGUAUGUCGAGGGCGGCUCUCGGGUCUCGGCCCGGCUCCUCGCGAGGCUCAAACGUGUCCUCGGAGCGUCGGCAGGCGAAGGACGACGGCCGAACGUCACUUAAUGUGUUUAUUUAUGAAAAAGAAAGGAAGUCAGAAAAUAAGGAUCCCAUAUCAGUAAUUACACCACAUGACUUUUUUUUUUUUUUUCUUCUUCUUCUGGCUUCUCCUCGUGUGUUGGCGCGUAGCACACGCGUGUAGCACGGCGACUACACAGGAAGCUACUUGACAAGAAGCUACUAUACAGGAAGCUACUAUACAGUGCUCGACGUACGGCCCGACGGAGUGCAUGCAAACACAUCAAAUCACUCUUUUCCUUUUUCUUAGUAAAAUACAAAAUCAACUAGUAGAGCAACUAAAAACAAACUCGCCCCCGCCCGGCGUCCAGUCGACUUGUCGGCGCAGAAUUCUUUUUGUCCCCGAACUUUCGACGUCGGCGAAUCCCUUGGCGAGGGUCGGGGCUCUCCUGACCAAACCGUGGAUUAAGAAUGUAAAAAUUUAAAAGGCUUAAAAACUACCCCCCACACCAGAGCAAUUGGAAGGGGGGGGGGGGUCCCCGACAGGAAGCGGCGCAGAGUCCGACAAGGAAGUGAGCUUUGUAGUGUUGUUGAAGGAAGGGGCGGGGCUCGGCCGGCCGGCCGGCGACGUCGUCACUAAGGGUUUUUAUUGGCCGAAAGCGUCGGCGAGUCCGUUUCUCCGCGAAACAGUCCGACGUCCGGCGAUCCCCCAACGCGUCUUCCGUCAGGCGGGCCGAGUCGACCAAACGUGCGAAAUAUUUCAGAUUAUUUUUUUUUUUUGGAUCUUCCGAUGGGCCGCCACGACGCAAAAGUCAAAACACGUCUUCCGUCCCCGGUUUUGAUUUCCUCCACAAAAAAAAAAAAAAAAAGACUAAAUGCUUUUAAAAAAAACAAACAAAAAAAAAAACAGCUGGGCUUAUUUA